AUGAUGUUUCUUCGCACCCUACUCUUGGCAUCCUGGGCGGUGUUUGCAGUUGCUGACUAUGGCGCCGGGAAUGGCUAUCAAGGAGGAGGAGGAAGUGGAUAUCAAGGUGGACAAGGUGGAAGUGGAUAUCAAGGAAGCCAAGGGGGCAGCAGUUAUGGUGCUGGCUACGGUUCUGGCUACAAUGGAGGCCAGGGUACUGGUAAUGGGUAUGACUCUGGAAGUGGCUACCAAGGAGGAGGAGGUUCGCAGGGGUCUGGUUACAGUGGAAGCGGUGGCUCUGGUGGUGGCUACCAAGGAGGAGGUUCGCAGGGGUCUGGGUACAGUGGAAGCGGUGGCUCUGGUGGUGGCUACCAAGGAGGAGGUUCCCAGGGGUCUGGCUACAAUGGAAGCGGUGGCUCUGGUGAUGGCUACCAAGGAGGAGGAGGUUCCCAGGGGUCUGGUUCCGGUAGCAGUCAAGGUGGAGGAGGCGGAAGUGGUGGAUACGGAGGAGGCGGUCAAGCGUAUUCUGGUAACACCAUCACAGCUAUUGUUGCGUCGAGCGGCUCAUUCGACAUUCUUGAAGCUGCUCUGCGUGUCACAGGGCUCGACACUGUACUGACUGGGCCCGGACCAUUCACUUUGCUAGCCCCUACUGAUCGCGCCUUUGCUGAAGCUGGAAUCAACGCUGUUCAGGCCCUCGACACGGACACGCUCGAGGCUAUCCUCUUGUAUCAUGUCUUUGGUAUGAACGUUCCGUCAUCAUCCUUGGGAAACGGGCUCUACAGGUCGUACACGAACAAGAAUAUGAUCGUACAAGUUUCUCAGUACGGAGUUACCUUCAAGAGCACUGACACCUCCGCCAGUGUCACGCAAGCUGAUAUUACUGCCAGCAAUGGCCUGAUCCAUAAAGUGGAUGGUGUGCUCAUCCCGCCGCCCAACUGCGUAGACUUGAUUGCUUCCAACUCUCGAUUGGACCUGUUUUCUGCUUCUUUGCAAAGGGCUGGUCUUGAGGAUGACAUUGCAAGGUACCCCAGUACAACAAUAUUUGCGCCCAAGAAUAAUGCUUUCAGGGAAGCCGGGCACAGCUCAAUCCGUGCAAGUGACCUUGUCGACAUCCUCCUGUACCAUGUCUUGGACUUUGGCAUUCUCAGCGAUGAUCUGCAAAACGGUGACUACCUGUACACUCUUGAGGGCAGCUUCGUCGAAAUUUCCGAGGACUACUCCUACAACACCUUCGUCAACGAAGCUCAGACACUGGCUAUCAAGGAAGCCAAAGUGGCGGCAGCUAUCAAGGUUCCGGAUCCCAACAAGGCUCUGGAUACCAAGGAAGCCAAGGUGGCGGUAAUCAAGGCUCUGGUUAUCAGCAAGGGUCUGGAUAUCAAGGAAGCCAAGGUGGUGGUAAUCAAGGCUCUGGUUAUCAGCAAGGGUCUGGAUAUCAAGGAAGCCAAGGUGGCGGUAAUCAAGGNUCUGGUUAUCAGCAAGGUUCUGGAUACCAAGGAAGCCAAGGUGGCGGCAGUCAAGGCUCUGGAUACCAAGGAAGCCAAGGUGGCAGCAAUCAAGGCUCUGGUUAUCAGCAAGGGUCUGGAUAUCAAGGAGGUCAAAGUGGUGGUGGCUAUCAGCAAGGUUCUGGAUACCAAGGAAGCCAAAACGCUGUGUAUGGAGGGUAUGGGCAGUGAGUGCGGAGUACCGCACAGUAUCCAACAGCGAGCGUCCCAUUCCAUGGGGGAAGAGAUGAGGAGAACAGGGCAAAUCUCGCGAAAGUGCUGUCCGCUAGAAAGGGAGAAGCCGGGAGCUUAG
Messenger RNA from Seminavis robusta, 1776 nucleotides. The record is from the annotation of a GenBank genome assembly. NCBI's taxonomy places the organism in Eukaryota, Bacillariophyta, Bacillariophyceae, Naviculales, Naviculaceae.